Messenger RNA from Strongylocentrotus purpuratus (purple sea urchin), 5700 nucleotides. RefSeq names its product putative helicase MOV-10. Gene Ontology annotation, molecular function: ATP hydrolysis activity; RNA binding; 5'-3' RNA helicase activity. NCBI's taxonomy places the organism in Eukaryota, Metazoa, Echinodermata, Echinoidea, Camarodonta, Strongylocentrotidae. Bases 435 to 3440 code for a protein of 1001 amino acids. The record is from RefSeq and is a predicted model, not a curated record. The transcript is spliced from 22 exons.
UCGCGCACGGCACGCAUGCGGCGCCCACAAGUGAAUUUCGGCCUUAAUCUAGGGUAAAGUCAUAACACGGCCUGUGACUGUGGUCUGACAUCUGCCUGAUUUUGGGGGUUUGGUCGUGAUCAUUGGCUAAAUGGACCCAGAGACAGAGUCUUGCCCCUUGCCUUAAUUAGUCUGCAUGGAGCUGAGUCGAGUUAGACUUCGUCUUAAUGCCACGGCUCUUGCUUGCACUGCAGUAGACAUAAAUAACCAUCUGGCAUGGGUCGAUCAUUCUUUUUAAUACAACUGACAUUUGUCUGUAGAUCUAUACGGAGGUCUAGUGGAGCCAGACGUAGUCUUGGUGGAACAACCAACAAUAUAGAGAGACUGAAGCUUUUGGUCUAGCACUGCAGUUGCAUCUUGGACUUGAUUAAUUCUGACUCUGUCAUCAAUCCAAGAUGCGUACCAAGCCAAAGAGAAAUUAUCUAGUCCAAGACGUGCUUGACAUUGGAGAGAGGUUCUUCCAAUAUCUCGGAAGUACAGGUCACCAAGAGGUCACGGAGAAGGAAGCUUUACGUGACCUCUAUUAUGAUGAAUUCAAGCCUUCCCUCCAAGGGCAAGGUGUUAAAGCCUUUGGAUUUUCCAAGUUGUUGUGGUGCUUGAAACGCAACAAGAGGAUACGUGUAAAGAACGGUCAUGUGUUCCCUCAGAAGGCCUAUGACUCUGUGGCGUUAGACCAGUAUAGGACCAUUAGGAGGUCCGAGGAGGCUUUUGACGGUCAGGGGUCACCAGCAAGGGCAGCAGGCAAUGGAGAAAGGUGGUCCGCUCAGCGCAAACGUUACCCUUGCCUCUGUGAGGUUUGCGGAGUGAUUGUCAACUCUGAGGUCUCCUACAGGGAGUACAUCAGAGGGAAUCGCCAUCGGGUCAACAUGCUGAAGAAGGACAUCAACUCAAAGAGGGAUGACCUAGUUGAAACCAAGAAUGGAGUAUCAAUCACGACACAAUAUGAUGAUGGCAAGGGAAAUGUAACAACUCAGAUGCAGAGGGACAUUACUAAGGAAGUGAACUUCAAGAUCAAGUCAAUCAGUGACAGGGAGGUAGCUCUCAUAUCUAUAGCUCUACUUCAACCUCGCCCUGAGUUCAGGGUCAAAGAUGAACAUAAUGUGUUUGACGGGAUCAAUACAUUCAAGAUGCCUGCGGGAUCUGAAUACACAGUGCAGCUGUCAUGUAGCAAUGCCUCUAAUCUGGGAAGACUUGCUAGCCCUGUUGCCUUUGCUUUUCGUCUAGAAGAUACCAGAGAGAUUUUCAAGAUCUUGCGGUUUGUUUCUGUGUUUGUUGUGAGUGAUGUCAACGAAGAUCUCCCACCUUCCAAACCGUACACCAAUCCUCCAAGGUUUGCUGCAAAGAUGAAGAGAGGAGAGAUCGUAAACGGAAUCGAACUCUCAGGUUGGGGAGAAAAUCCACUGAAGGGUAUUCCUCUUGAAUUUUUUGAUGUUCCGAGGGACCUUCAGCACACAGUAAACAGCAACAAGAACCUUCCCCAACUCAGGGAUCAACUGAAACAGCCUCUAACAGUAGACAACCAUCGAGAGAAGUUCCACAAGCUCCUGUACAUAGAGGAGUUACAGAUGCAGGUUGAUAUCAGACGAUAUGAUAAGAUGGGUCAGACACUGGCCAAGGACAAACAACCCACCAUGCUGAGACUUCAUGUACCUGGUCUUGCCGAGAAUCGACCGUCAGUUCUCAGAGGAGAUCAUCUGUUUGCUAGGUUCAGCGACAAGUCUGAUAAUAAGAGCUACAAGGGCUACGUGCACAGGGUAGAACAGGAGGAUCUGGUCCUGGGAUUUCAUGCAGACUUCAGGAGCAAGUACAUCACAGGUAGGAAGGUUGACAUUGAGUUCACCUUCACCCGAUUCCCCAUACGUAAUGAGCAUCAAGCCGUAGAGACGGCCACAGUAAAGGGCAGGCUUAGUGAUGCGCUCUUUCCAGGGACGGGGAGUCAAGUCGGGAGUAAAGGCCAGCUUUCAAAGAUUCCAGAACUACAGGCUUUCAAGAGGACCCUCUUUGAUCAGAAGUUGUCUGAAAACAUGGAACAAGUCCAGGCUGUUCACCAGAUUGUGACAGGAACCGCUAGACCAGCUCCGUACCUGGUCUUUGGACCUCCCGGCACAGGGAAGACUGUAACCAUCGUGGAGGCUGCAAAGCAGGUUUACAAGUUGUUGCCCGAGAGCAGAGUUCUUGUUAGUGCGCCCUCUGACAGUGCAGCUGAUUUAGUUGCUGUUUGUCUGCUCGAUACAGUCACACCCAUUGCUACGACACACCUUAUGAGAAUGUAUGCUCCCAGCAGACCUCUCAUCGCCCUCGAUCGUGUUCUCAAGGAGAAGAAGUGUUGUAACCUUGGAGCGGAUGAUCUCUACAUACCAUCUAAACAGGAGAUCCUGGAAAAGAGAGUUGUGGUCACAACCCUCGUUAAUUCAGGAAGGCUGGCACUGGCCCAGUUUCCAGAGAAUUUCUUCACCCAUGUAUUCAUUGAUGAGGCAGGUCAUGCCACCGAGCCAGAAGCCCUGAUUGCUUUGGCUGGACUGAUAAACCUUGAUAACCCUAAAGGAGGCCAGAUCAUCUUGGCUGGUGACCCCAAACAGCUUGGACCUGUGCUCAGGUCACCAUUGGCCAUUGAGAAUGGUCUAGUCCUAUCGUUCCUUGAGAGGCUGAUGACGCACUGCAAAGCCUACAGCCGGAAGGCAGAUGCAGGGGCUUCCGAAGCACACUAUGAUCAGAGGAUCUUGACCAAGCUACUGCAGAACUACCGCUCUCACCCGGACAUCCUCAAGCUGCCCAACCAGAUGUUCUACGACCAGGAGCUCAAGGUACAUGCCGAUGAGCUGGUCAGAGAAUCGUUCUGCAGAUGGGAUCAACUGCCAAAACAGGGUUUCCCAAUCAUCUUCCACGGAGUCGAGGGUCAGGAUGAGAGAGAGGAACAGAGUCCAUCUUUCUUCAACAAGUCCGAGAUUGAGAUUGUAGUGGAUUAUGUGAAGAAGGUGAUGGAUAAGAGAGGUGGACAGAAGAUCAAACAAGAGGACAUUGGUGUUAUCUCACCAUACAGGAAACAGGUUCAGAAGUUACGUCGGGUUCUGGAGAAGCGUCGCUACAGCAACAUCAAGGUCGGGUCGGUAGAGGAGUUCCAAGGUCAGGAGAGGACGGUGAUCAUCAUCUCCACCGUCCGUAGCACCAAGGCGGAGUACAUUGAGAUGGAUAUAGACUUUAAACUCGGCUUCUUGAAGAAUCCCAAGAGGUUCAAUGUGGCAGUGACCAGAGCCAAAGCCCUUCUGAUCAUAGUAGGAAACCCUUUCAUGCUCAGCAAAGAUGAACACUGGAACCCAAUGUUGGAGUUCUGCAUCCAGAAAGGAGGCUACACAGGAUGUGCUUACAGUUCAGAGGAGAGUGAUAUGGACUCCCUCGUUUAACUCUUGCAGAAGGCUCAUCUGGGAACUGUACCUACAGUGGAAGAAGUGGAAGAGCAGCUUGGAUUCAGUCAAGUUGCUCAGCAGAAUGACCCCGAAUGGAGAGGUGAAGACUAGGUCAAGAGGUCAUCUCCAUAACAACCAACAAGCCAAAGAAUGAUUAGCCAUUUACUGGUAGAAUAGUGAGAGUCGAAUGCAGCUGUUUAGUGAGACAGCUAUGUUAAAAUCAUCAGUGUUGUUGGUAGACCCGGCAAACAGGACGAGAGAUGAGCAAGACAGUAACAUUGAAGAGACAGAUGUGUAGAAACUAUGUAGAACAGUAAUUCAUACAUCUUGUACCGAGACUCCAGAGAAUGGUUCAUCAUGCAUAAGGAUGAGCAGGUAGAGUAGUAGGAAUAAUAAUAAUAAUAAUAAGGCAGCUGUUUUUUAUAUUGUCAAUAGCAUCUUUUCAAUGUAAUUAUACAUACCAAACAGGCACAAAGGGUGGGCAGGGAGAUAAUAAUAAUAAUAAUAAUAAUAAUGUUCAGCUUUUAUAUAGAGAUAGAGUUAGAGUUAAAUGAUCAUUUCUGCAAUAAUUAAAAACUUUGGUAGAACAAAAAAUUGUAUACCGAAGAUCAUGAAGAUCAUGAAGAUCAUAGCUGAAUAAUAGGAUGAAUUGUCAUGAUGCGAGUGCAUAUUUAGAAAUGACCACCCUGGUAUGGACAGCUCUGCAAUGAAGAUAGGGCAUUGGAACCAGAUAUAGUCUCAUCGGAUCAAUGUCUGAUAUAAGAGAAUGAUCUAUUGGUCGAGCGAAUGAAAAAAAAACAAAAAAACUUUUGUUCAGACAAUGAUAAUUUUACAUCUGGAUAUACUUGUACAAGUUAAAUAGUAAUGGUUAACCAAUAUAUUUGAUACUUUGUGUAGACAGUAGUAUAUCCAUUGGUACAACUUUCAUGUGAAUGUUGUACAAGUACAUAUAUAUAUACUAUCAGACAUAUAUCUCAUUUCAUUUCAUACGUAUUAACUUGUGCAUGUACCGGUACACAUGCCCACAAAGUUGGACAUUUUCAUGUUUUUGAGAUAAGAUCCAUAAUAGUGUUGGUAGUUGAAGGGUGUAUGUGAACUAAAUCUUUGAAUUCACUAGUGCCUCUUUUCAUGAUAUUGUAAUUCAUACAUUUGUUGCAUGACCAGUAUAUUCCAUUUGAGAUACUUGCCAGAAGAAUGUGCAGUUGAAUAAUGUAUUUCUUAAAAUGUUACAUAAUCUUUUGAUGUGGAAUCUUUUUAAUUCAUACACAUUUUUUUACAAUUUUAGUCUGCAAAUAAGAAUCAGAUUUAUUAACAUUCCAUGACAUUUUUGCUUUUGAUGAUAAUAUUUCGUGCCAUGUACAAGUCGUAUUCUCUUUUUUAAUCCGCAUGCAAAAUGUAAUAGCUGAAAAGUGAACUGUAAUUUAUGUCUUUUAACCCUAAGUGAUAAAGAUGUAAAGAAAAAAAAUGCAUGCAAUUUUAAUAAAUUGUCUAUAAUAAUAUUAAAAUGUUUAAUAUCAGAAUGAUUCUUGUAAUUUUUAAAAUAAAUUUGAUCAAUUUGGUCGAGGGCUCAGCUACCCUGUGCUCUAUGCGGCAUGUCAUUUCUCUCUCGGAUAUGAUUUACGACAGUCAUAUUUGUGCAAAUUUUAUUUUGAAUCUCAAGAAACUUAGAAAAUAUGGUUGUGUACUGUGCCAUAGUCUGUUUACUUUUAAGUUAUGAAUAUAAGAUGCAAUUUGUUUACACCAUUUUGUUUCCUUCGUAGGUUCUUGCUUGUUUUCUUGUGGUUUUAAUUCUUCAAUAAUAUUUGUAUCUGUAAUAUUUGUUUUUUAAUGUCACAAUGAUUCCUUUGUAUAUCGAAGAUGUCAUGUAAUAGGUUCUUCAAAUUGAUAAGAAUUACCUGUUUUGCAAUAGGAAUCUAUUGAAAGUUAGUUACUUGUAGAUUGUCCACAGGCAAGUACAUGUACUGUCUGAAAUUAAAGAAAAAUUUAAGGGAUAAUGCAAGUCUAAUUUUAUUUGACUUUGAAACUUGGAUUUUGUUAGGUUUUUCUUUUAUAAAAACAAACCGCGAUAUUAAUAGUAUGAAGAAAUCUUUAUAUCUAAUUUUGUGAAUAUUCUGUAAGAUCAGAAACAUUAGUUACCGUACCCAUGUUUAUAUGAUAAAGCAACCUAGCUAUUUGAGGUGCAAAUUUGUGUGAAAAGAAAAAAACUGUAUAUGUGACUAUCGAUCAAAAUACAUUGGUAAACCUGUAUGUCAGAAAA